This is a messenger RNA of Salvelinus fontinalis (brook trout), 5159 nucleotides long. RefSeq names its product calcium-dependent secretion activator 2-like. The transcript is spliced from 29 exons. NCBI's taxonomy places the organism in Eukaryota, Metazoa, Chordata, Actinopteri, Salmoniformes, Salmonidae. Gene Ontology annotation, cellular component: glutamatergic synapse. Gene Ontology annotation, biological process: synaptic vesicle exocytosis; dense core granule exocytosis; positive regulation of exocytosis. Bases 275 to 4249 code for a protein of 1324 amino acids. The record is from RefSeq and is a predicted model, not a curated record.
UACAGGUUGUCCACCUGUACUGCUUGCUCUGACUGUAUCGGCAGCCACACUGCUCGCACCGUCUUUUCAAAGGAGCGGACUAAACGAAAACCUCCGAGUUGCCUCGACUCACGUUCCCCAAAACUCCGCCCUCGCAUUUAUGUCAAGAAACAUUUAACUCGAGUCGUCGUCACAGCUCCAAAAAACACCGGGGAAUAUAGACAAUUCAAGUGAAGCGGCGACCGCCACGUAGGCUACAGUGUGGGGAAAAGGAGUUUACCUGUUGUUGUAAAACAUGUUAGACCCGUCCUCCAGCGAAGACUCGGGUGGAGAAAUUGACGAGGACACUGAAGUUCCAAAAGACUCCCCAAAAAAGCCUUCGACUUCCUCGGGGCAAGGUGGUAAACAUAAACGACCACCUGCGGACCAACCACAAGCCGAAAGUCCUUCUGCCGGAGACGAGCAGAAAAAUGAGAAAGAAAGACUUCAGAAAGAGGAAGCUGAGCGGAAAAGUAAACUACAGAUUUAUGUAUUUGUGUUGCGAUGUAUAGCAUACCCUUUCAAUGCCAAACAACCCACGGAUAUGGCACGCAGGCAACAGAAGCUUAAUAAGCAGCAGCUGCAGGCGGUGAAGGAUCACUUCCUGGCCUUCCUGAACGGGGAGACACAUAUCGUGGCGGACGAGGCCUUCUGCAAUGCUGUGCGAAGCUACUACGAGGGUUUUCUGAACAGUGAGCGGGUAUCCAGGAUGGUGCAGAGUGGCGGCUGCUCGGCCUGCGACUUCCGUGACGUCUUCAAGAAGAACAUUGAGCGCCGGGUGCGCAGCUUGCCCGAGAUCGACGGCCUGAGCAAAGAGACAGUGCUGAGCUCCUGGAUCGCUAAGUACGACGCCAUCUACAGGGGGGAUGAGGACCUACGACGCCAGCCCCAGAGGAUGCACCUCAGUGCCGUGUCCGAGUUGAUACUCAGUAAGGAGCAGCUUUACGAGAUGUUCCAGCUGAUUCUGGGCAUCAAGAAGUUUGAGCACCAGCUGCUGUACAAUGCCUGUCAGCUGGACAAUGUGGACGAGCAGGCAGCCCAGAUCCGCCGGGAGCUGGAUGGACGACAACAGCUGGCAGAGAGGGUAGCCAAGGAGAGAAAGUACCCCAAGUUUGUGUCCAAAGACAUGGAGGCCAUGUACAUCGAGGAGCUGCGCUCAUCUGUCAACCUGCUCAUGGCCAACCUGGAGAGCCUACCUGUGGCUAAGGGAGGUCCCGACUUCAAACAGAAGCUCAAACGCUCCACCAUGAACAACUCCUUCCUGGACAUGGGCGAGGAGACCGAAUUCCUCUCCAAGUCUGAUGUAGUCCUCUCCUUCACACUGGAGAUAGUGAUAGUGGAAGUGCAGGGCCUGAAGUCUGUGGCUCCUAACAGGAUUGUGUACUGCACCAUGGAGGUGGAGGGGGGGGAGAAACUGCAGACAGACCAGGCGGAAGCCUCCAGACCACAGUGGGGCACUCAGGGGGACUUCAUGACGACGCACCCGUUACCAAUGGUCAAAGUCAAGCUGUUCACAGAGAGCACAGGGGUACUAGCUCUGGAAGACAAGGAGCUGGGACGGGUGAUCCUGAACCCCACCACCAACGGACCCAAGCAGGCUGAGCUUCACAAGAUGGUGGUGUCAAAGAGCAGUCAGGACUCAGAGCUGAAGAUCAAACUAGCCGUCCGCAUGGACAAACCCCCCAACAUGAAGCACAGCGGGUACCUUUAUGCUUUGGGACAGAGAGUUUGGAAACGUUGGAAAAGAAGAUAUUUGGUUCUUGUCCAGGUCAGCCAAUACACCUUUGCAAUGUGCAGCUACAGAGAGAAGAAGUCUGAGCCCCAUGAACUGAUGCAGCUAGAAGGCUAUACUGUGGACUACUCCGACCCCCAGCCUGGUCUCCAGGGCGGUCAAGUCUUCUUCAGUGCUGUCAAGGAGGGUGACCUGGUUGUGUUUGCCAGUGAUGACGAGCAGGACCGGAUGCUGUGGGUUCAGGCCAUAUACCGCGCCACGGGCCAGUCAUACAAACCAGUUCCACCCACCCAGAUCCAGAGACAGAACUGCAGAGGAGGGAACCCCCAGCCAGACGCACCAAUCUCACUGCUCAGUCUGGAUCGCUCUCAGAGGCAGGGGGUAGAGGAUCUGAUCUCUGCGGUGCCCUGUCGUUUCGACCACGCCGCCUUGUUCCCCAUGCUGCAGAAACGGACCCUACAGCACCGGAUGAAUGACUCCUUCUCCUGCCUGGGAUGGUUCAGUCCAGGUCAGGUGUUUGUGCUGGAUGAGUACUGCGCCCGCUACGGUGUGAGGGGCUGCCACCGCCACCUCAGCUACCUCCGGGACCUGAUGGACUACUCUGAGAACAACACCCUGGUCGACCCCACCCUUCUACAUUACAGCUAUGCCUUCUGUGCCUCCCACAUCCAUGGCAAUAGGCCGGAUGGAAUAGGCACAGUCACUGAGGAAGAGAGAGAACAGUUUGAGGACAUAAGAAGCCGUCUCCUGAGUCUAUUGGACAACCAGAUCAUCCAUUUUAGGUACUGUUUCCCCUUUGGCCGACCAGAUGGUGCCCUCAAAGCGACGCUCUCCCUGCUAGAAAGGGUUUUGAUGAAGGACAUUACCACUCCGGUUCCUCCUGAGGAGAUGAAGAAGAUGGUCAAAAAAUGUCUGGAGAAAGCUGCCCUUAUCAACUACUCCCAGCUGACCCAAUACGCUCAGAUCGAGGCUGAUGCUCAGGCUGCCCCGGAGAAGAGAUUGGAGGACAUGAUGCGACUGGGAGAACUUUGUAUUGAGGUCCUGCAGCAGAAUGAUGAGCACCAUUCCGAGGCAUUCUCGUGGUGGCCGGAGAUGAUGGCGGAGCAUGCAGAGACCUUCCUGUCUCUCUACACCGUCGACAUGGAUGGUGCUCUACAAGUCCAGCCCGUUGACUCAUGGGAUAGCUUUCCCUUAUUCCAGCUGCUUAACAACUUCCUGCGUUGUGACCCUCACCUGUGCAAUGGCAUGUUCCACAAACACCUGCAGGACCUGUUCAUCCCGCUGGUGGUGCGCUACAUAGACCUUAUGGAAUCCUCCAUCGCCCAGUCCAUCCACCGCGGCUUCGAGCAGGAAACCUGGCAGUCCGUCAAGACAAUAACCAACAACCUACCGAGCGUGCCUCUGCCCAAAGUCAAUCUCCCACAGAUGCCGCGCUUCUCAGCACCCUCCUGGAUGGGCCCGCUGUGUGACAGCACGUGUGUAUGGGCUGCCGCAAGACCUAGUGGGGCACUGUGGCAUGGACUGUGCUGUGGUUGUCUUGUUAUUGUCAAACUUCUCCAAUUCAAGAACACUAUUUCGCAUUCUAUUACUUCCCUUUGCCAAUGUAACGGCUCAGCAACCUCAGAGGACCUCUUCUGGAAGUUGGAUGCCCUCCAGAUGUUUGUCCUGGACCUGCACUGGCCCGAGCCAGAGUUUGCCAAACACCUGGAGCAGAGGCUGAAGCUCAUGGCCAGCGACAUGAUGGAGGCUUGCGUCAAAAGAACGAAAGCCGCCUUCGACUCCAAGAUGCAGAAGGCCAGCAAGUCAACGGACUUCCGGGUGUCGCUGUCGGUGUGCACCAUGUUCAACAUGCUAAUGGACGCCAAGAAGCAGUGUGCCAAACUCUGUGUGCUGGACUCCGAUCAAGAGAUUGACAAACAAUGGCAACAGUACCAUUCAAAAAUCGAUGUCCUGAUCGAUGAUGCGUUUAAAGACAUGAUUUCCUCCAUGGUCACAAAGUUUGCUGGAGUUUUAGACGGUGUUCUCGCCAAACUCUCCAGAUAUGACGAAGGGACAUUCUUUUCCUCUAUCCUAUCUUUCACGGUGAAAGCAGCUGCCAAGUAUGUGGAUGUGCCUAAGCCAGGGAUGGACCUGGCUGAUACCUAUAUAACGUUUGUGCGGCAGAACCAGGACAUUCUGCGAGAUCGCGUCAACGAGGAGAUGUACAUUGAGAAGCUGUUUGACCAAUGGUACACCAGCUCCAUGAAGGGGGUGUGUGCGUGGCUGACAGACAGACUGGACCUUCAGCUCCACAUGUACCAGCUGAAAACACUCAUCAAGAUUGUCAAGAAGACCUACCGAGACUUCCGGCUCCAAGGAGUCCUGGAUGGAACCCUGAACAACAAGAGCUAUGAGACCGUCUACAACCGCCUCACCGUAGAGGAGGCCACCAUGGCGGUCAAGGCCGGCGACGGUCUCCAAGGCAUCACCAUGAGGGACAGUGAUGAGGAGGAUGGGUGAACCUCUCCCUAUAGCGCCAAGUCUGGUGGCCCUCGCAUAUAGACUGAAAUGGGAAGUGUGCAUGUAGGUGUACAGGAGAUGGGAGGGGUGGAGAUUACGUGUGUGUGUGUGUGUGUGUGUGCAACAGAAGGAGAUGGAGGGCUUGUAGAACACACACUUAAGUCUAUGAUGAAAACAUCCAUCGUUGUGAUCCCCCCUCCCCCACUUACUCCAGUAGUGGCUACCUUCACAGCCAUAAUGAUAAUGAUGUCAGUACAGCUCAGUGGUCGCCAACUGGUAGCCUUCAGUGCAGUUUCCGUUUGUUUAUUUAAUUUGUUUGUUGGUUUCUUUGUACUUUAUUUUAAUAGUGAUGUAGAUCAAGAAAAAAGAAACAAGUUGUGUUCUUAUGGUUACCUAGAUACAAUCAUGCCAAUUGAAACAGGUUUCAGAGGUCUCGCCAAUUGCAGGUCCAUUCUGUGGUAAAUGUACAAAGUGCAUUGUGAGGACAUGAGUACAUUUCAGGGUGCUUAUGAGGACAUUGAGGUUGUUCUUACAUAAUCACCCUGAAAGAGCGAUGAUACAGCCAAUAUACAUAUAUUUAUGCUCUACUGUAUGAAUGUAAUUCAUUGGCUAAAGUGCUACAUUGUCAUUUAAUGUAUUUAGGCUAUGCUUGAGUGUGUUAUCCUUCACAAGAGUUGGACACAAUAUACAUUCAAAGCUGUGUCCAAUAGGCUAAAGCUGAUUGAUAGAGUGAAUUAUGUUUUGAAUCUGAAUUGAUGUCUUAACUGUAAUAUUUCAAUGAGUUUGUGGAGUUCAAAGACAAAACGAAUGGGCAACAAUAUAGGAAAUAUAUUUCUAUUGUCUUCUGUGCACCUGUUUUUAUUCAGGUGUGAAUGUUCUAAGUGUUAGAAUUAAAGUGUUUUUAAAGCAA